Emiliania huxleyi CCMP1516 is the source of this 555-nucleotide messenger RNA. RefSeq lists its product as hypothetical. The transcript has a single exon. Gene Ontology annotation, biological process: ATP synthesis coupled electron transport. The record is from RefSeq and is a predicted model, not a curated record. Gene Ontology annotation, cellular component: membrane. Lineage: Eukaryota; Haptophyta; Isochrysidales; Noelaerhabdaceae. The coding region runs from base 1 to 555 and encodes 184 amino acids. Gene Ontology annotation, molecular function: NADH dehydrogenase (ubiquinone) activity; zinc ion binding; DNA binding.
AUGUUCCGCCCGCCAUCUGAAUCGUUUGUCACGGAGUACGCCAAGUCCAAUCGCUCCACUUGCAAGGGCUGCGAUACGAAGAUUGCAAAGGACACCGUCCGCAUUGGCAAGACAAAGCGCGACCAACGCGGCUAUGAGACGACUUCCUGGUGGCACGUCGCGUGCGUGUCGCGCAAGCCCGAAGGCAACCCCGCCGUCCGCGAAGCCAACGUGGCGGUCAUCCCGGGGUUUGCAACCCUCUCCGCAUCUGACCAGAGCCUGCUCGUUGCGUGGGCAAAGGGUGACGCGGUGCCAGUCCACGCAGCCGUCUCCACGGCAAAGGAGGAGGCCGACAAUGCGUUGGCGGUCGUCAAGAAGACGGAGAAGGCGCCGAUCGGCAAGACCGUCAAGAAGCCAGGUUUGUCAAAGAAGUGCGUCUUCUGCAAGAACUUUGGGGGCCGAUGGGCUGCUGAGGGCUGGACCAUCGGCAACGCUGGGGAACACAUGCACAACCUCUGCCUCAAAAAGCACCGCGGGCGGUGCAUUGGGUGCGACCGCUGUGUCGGCUACUUUUGA